GUGGAAUAACAUUACAUAGUCCCUCACGUGACUACACAAGUUUAGAUCUUCAAGGAGCACACCUGAAAGUUGGGCAAUGGAUAUGUGAUAAAAGAGAUGAGAAUGUCGCGCUAUACUCUACCAUGAAUUUCAAAACACUAGCAAAGUACAUGAACUUCACAUACUCUACUAAGACCUUUUGUUCAAGAGGAUUCGAUCAUAUUGCAACUGCUAUCUCUGAUGGAAGCAUUGAUCUCGGUGGUAUUAUGACAGUAACAUCGCAUCGCCGAGAACGGGUGCUUUUUCCCAAAGCAGUAUACACGGAUACCUAUGUGAUAGUCAUAAAAACUCCAGAAACAUCCACAACAGCAACAUUCAAUGUUUUCUCUCCAUUUGAUUUAUCAACAUGGCUUGGAAUCUCUGGAUAUGGAUUAAUUACUGCUACUUUACUUCGCUAUAUGAAUACCAAGGCACACAAAAAUGAAAGCAGGAGAACGUGGUACAAGAAACUUGGCUUGUUUUAUAACUACAUAUUUGGCACAUUUGUCAAUCAAGGUGGCACAUAUUCCAGUCCAAGCACUGCUAUUCGUGUGUUUAUCAGCUGCUGGUGGACAUUCGUGAUUGUGAUGGUCGGAACAUACAGUGGAACAUUGGUAAGCCAUCUCUCAGUGCAGACAACUAUUGAAUACCCGUUCACAAGCCUAGAAGACGCAGCAAACAGCCACCUGACUCCCACCGUUGUGCGGGGAUUUAGCAACGAAAACCUGUUACAAUACGCUGAUCCAGAUUCCAACUACGGCAAGAUGUGGCGCAAGGUACUGGCUGAUCCACAAUCAGUUGUGUCAGAUAUUCAAGAGUCAAUCGAUUUAACGUUAACUGGCAAGUACUUUACACCGAUGCAUGCCGUUUCUGCACCGGCUUUCAUCGAAGCAGAUAUUCAAGUGACUACCAAAUGUCGACUUACAAUUGCACCGUUUCAGUUUCACACAACAGAUCACAGUUGGGCCAUGUCAAAUACUAGUAAAUAUUUCAGAGCCAUUAACACUGGAAUACAAAUUUUGAUUGAGACUGGCCAUUUACAGAAGUGGAUGAGUCAUCAGUCUACGGCUUUUGAUAAAUGUGUGAAGGCAGAAGUAAAUUUGGAAUCCGCGUCUCUGUCCCUUCAACAACUCUCGAGUAUAUUUAAGCUACUCAUCUAUGGUUGUGCUAUUGCAACUGCAGUUCUGAUAGGUGAGAAAUUUAGUACGAUUUUGCGUGAAAAAAUUACACGUCAUCGAUUGAAUGUUGAUUUAUGUUAGAUGUUAAGAAUUAAUGUUAAAUGUUAACAGCUAUAUGUUCAUUUCUAUAUAAUGUCAUGAACGCUGUUGCUCUUUAUUGUACGUGUGUGUUAGAUAACACUGUCAGAG
Messenger RNA from Priapulus caudatus, 1385 nucleotides. RefSeq names its product glutamate receptor ionotropic, delta-1-like. Gene Ontology annotation, molecular function: ligand-gated monoatomic ion channel activity. Gene Ontology annotation, cellular component: membrane. The record is from RefSeq and is a predicted model, not a curated record. The transcript is spliced from 2 exons. Bases 123 to 1277 code for a protein of 384 amino acids. Lineage: Eukaryota; Metazoa; Priapulida; Priapulimorpha; Priapulimorphida; Priapulidae.